Molecule: messenger RNA, 955 nt
Organism: Dissoconium aciculare CBS 342.82
Lineage: Eukaryota; Fungi; Ascomycota; Dothideomycetes; Mycosphaerellales; Dissoconiaceae
Exons: 1
Coding region: 349-912 (187 amino acids)
Biological process (GO): proteolysis
Molecular function (GO): serine-type endopeptidase activity
Source: RefSeq, a predicted model, not a curated record
GUUCACGAUGGCUGUUGUGAUGACUGGAUCAUUUUGUUCACCACCCACCAUGCCGCUGCGACGACAGGACCUUGACUCAGGCUCAUUUUAUCUGCACGCUCCGGAGCAUGCCAUUAGACCUCAGACGAAGCCCAGGACCUUGGUUCUCGAGCACGAGAGAGUCUGUCAUGGCUUGCCGUGAGCAAUGGAAACAAGAGGCUUGGUCUGCUUUACCAUCAACGAGAUGCAUCGAUCAAUCUGGUUCUCCGUCAUGGGAAUCGAAAUUGGACCAUCAUCAAUUCCCUCAUUCAUCGCAUGGAUUGAAGCUCUCCGCAUCACAACAGGUCACAGCAAACACUUGCAGCGAUCAUGGUCGAUUUCAGUGUCUUCGUGACCGUAGCCUUUGCCAUUUUGGCACUUCCCGUAGCCGCUCUGGAUCCAAUCAUCCAGGAGAAGUAUCCGGUUAUCCCGAACAGUUGUUGGGUCAAAUCAAAACCCAAUAACAAUAUCAAUGCUUCCCUACCACCUCUGCGCCCAGUGGUCCCUGUAUCCCCAGUAAGGAUUAUUGCAAUCGACGACGACUACAAAUUCCUCGUCCAGAGCGUGCCCGCCGAAGCCAUUCCGGCAGUAGAAGCCCUUCCGUUUGUCGAUGACGUCGAGCCGGAUCGUGUCGUGCGCCCUUUGGCUAUCGUCCAGCAACCUGACAAUCCAUGGGGCUUAGGUCGGAUAUUUGCGCGAGCUCGCGGUGCUCAGGACUAUGUCUUUGAAGACAGCGUGGGCGCGGGUACUGUCGCCUACAUCCUUGACUCCGGAACGGACCUCAACCAUCCCGACAAAAUUCACCACGGCAGCAUGUCAGGCGGGGGAGAAAAAGGGGACGCGAUUGAAACAAAUACAUCAGGAAAUGUUUCUCUCAUUGAAAAUCGUAACUAAAAAUUCCCGCCUCUUUUCCACACACUCAAGAUCAUCCCUCCAG